This is a messenger RNA of Drosophila santomea, 6463 nucleotides long. RefSeq names its product chromatin modification-related protein eaf-1 (gene Usp10). Gene Ontology annotation, biological process: DNA damage response, signal transduction by p53 class mediator; protein deubiquitination; regulation of autophagy. Bases 479 to 5068 code for a protein of 1529 amino acids. The record is from RefSeq and is a predicted model, not a curated record. The transcript is spliced from 10 exons. Gene Ontology annotation, molecular function: cysteine-type endopeptidase activity; cysteine-type deubiquitinase activity. Gene Ontology annotation, cellular component: cytosol; nucleus. NCBI's taxonomy places the organism in Eukaryota, Metazoa, Arthropoda, Insecta, Diptera, Drosophilidae.
CACUGUCAUCGAUGAGCGACAACCCUGGCAGCAGGAAGGUUUUUCGGCCGAAAAAUAAAGAACAAUAAAACGUUUGUGGCCCGCAGCAAAAAAGGGAUCGCCGAGUGCCGUGUUAACCGGUGACCUCUCGCCCGUGCCCCGUGACCUGUGACCCCGCGCAACGGCCCGCUUCAGUGUUAAUUUGUGGCAGCAAAAGCAGCAGAAUUUGGAGCAGCAGCGUGUAAAAAGUUGCGGAAUUAUCGUGGCACCGCGGAGAAAGAGAGAGAGCAGGAGAGAGCGAGCGGAGCGAGCAGAAGAGAGAGAUUGCCGCACGCAUAAAAUAUGAUCAAAUUGCAAAAUUGAUCUCAAUUGGCCACUCAACAAAAGCAAAAACCAAUUUCAAUGUUUGGCGCCUGCUGCGACUCUUGAGAUUCGUCUACGUCCGCAAGUACAUCCAAACGGGAUCUGAGCCAAGUCUCUCACUUUUGGCUUCAAAGCCAUGGCGUCCACGUCGACGUCGGCUUCCACGACGGCGGGAUCCUCCGGCGCGGCAGGCGGAGGAGCAGCCACGCCCAUCUCCACGCCCUCGACACCCCAGCCGUCUGGCGUGAGCAGCGGACCCAGCAAUAAUGUGAACAACAACAACAAUAACAACAACCUGGUCUCACCAUCCGGGAACAACAAUUUGAUGACCCCCGUCCAGGCAUUCACUCCGACCGGACAGCCAGUGUACAAUCCACCCGUCUACAUGUCCGCCCACGGUGGACACCCCCACGCCGGAGCCCACUACCCGGCGAUGAUCCCCGCUCCGAUGCCCAGCAACCACGUCUACGUGAACAACGUCACUGCCAAUGUGAACCUGCAUGGCUGGCCGCACGGGGUUCCGGCUUAUAUGCCGCCUGGAGGUCAGCAUCACUACAUUGGACACGGCGACAUGCCCCAGGAGCAGGGCAACACGGUGAUGCCGCACCUGCAGCCUGUGCCCAUCAAUUUGGCGCCCCAGGGCGGCUCUCCGAAUCCCCAUGUUCCUAGAAUGGGUGGUGGACGCACGCGAGAACGCGGUCGUCCCCGUGGAGGCGGACCGCGACGCAAUGACUACCAUGGGCCACGUCACCUCCAGCAGCAGCAGCAGCAAUUGAUCACCCUUCCGCCGCAGCAGCAAAUGCCACCGCCGGACGGAGCCAAUCCCGGGCUGCAACUUCAGCCGGAUCAGAUGAGUCAGCAAUUGGCGCCGCCGGAGGCGCAUAUGCAGCACCUACAGCAGUACUACGCCGCUGCGCCGCCUACAUACGCCUACGGGCCGUAUCCCUCUCCCUACUUCGCACCGCAGCACGCGAAUCUGCAGCCUCCCCCCAAUGCCACUGCUGCCCAGCAGGCCACCGGUACGCCGCUCUUCAUCUCGGGACCGGUUAUGUAUAAUCCUGCGUGGUUCAAUCACGGUGGGUACAUCUACCCCAUGAUGCAUCCGGCCGAGUACCAGUAUGUGCCCGAAGACGCUGGCCAGCCGGGAGUGGAUGAACGUGGCGCUCAGCCGGACGGCGGAAUGACCCCCAUCUGGCACCAGGGCCCCAUGUACGCAGAGGACUUCGAAGUGCUUCAGCAGCAGCAGCAACAGGUGGCUGUACAUCCCAAUGGAGGUGCCGUCGGUGUAGCCGAUGAGCUCAACCACAACAGCUCAUCCCUGCCCUCCUCGGAGACGUCGAGCAUGCUCAGUCCGAACUACCCCAUCUACGAUCCGCAGAUGCACGAGAUGCAGCACCAAAUGGGCGUGAUGCAGAUCUACGACGAUGGUCAGAUGGCCGCUCUGCAGCCCAUCCAUCCAGGAGCGGGUCCGCUGCCGCAGCAGUACGAGGAUGAGCUCGCCGAGUGCGGAGCUCCGCCACCAGGCGCUAUUCCUGUGGCCUGGACUGCUGCCAUGCCCCUGCCACCGGAUGGAGUCCAGCCUGCACUGCUGCCGCCGCCGCAUCACAUUUUGCAGCAAACAUCGCCCAUGCUAAUCGAACAGCCGGCCCAGUUGGUUCAGGCCCAACCUCCGCAGCCACCAACACCCACUCCGCAACAGCAACAGCAGCAGCAGCAACAACCACAUCAGGAGCAAGCGGUUGACAAGAGUUUGACAAAGAACAACAACGAGGUGGUGGCCUUGGAUGAAAAGUUGGCCAACGAGAAGCAGCAGCAAAUCGAGUUAGAGUUCCGCCAGCAGCAACAGGAGCAACUGCAGCAGCAGCAACAGCAACAGCAACAGCAUCAUCAUCAGCAACCACAACAGCAGCAGGCAGAAGAGCAGCAGCAGCAAACCGAAAAACCGCCAACAAAAGUGCCAAACCUGGUGGUAGCAACAGUGGCACCGCAGCUGCAACAGCCACCACCGCAGCAGCAGCAGCAGCAGCAACAGCAGCAGCAUCAGUCAGCUUCGCAGCAACAUCAGCAGCAGCAAACAUCACCGGUGGUGGUGCCGCCACAGCAACAGCAGCAGCAACCACCUGCGCAGCAGACUAGCUACCAUGAUCAGCAUCAUUUGCCGCAGCAGCAGCAAACGCAGCAACCGCAGCAACAGCGCAAGCCUUCGCAGCAAUACAAUCAAUCGCAGCAGCAACAGGUGCGUCGCAAGUACUCCUCUGAGUACAACCAUCAUCAUCACCAGCACGGCAGCAGCGACACGGGCAUCCAAACCACCAAGACCAUGUCCUGGACCAAUUCCGCCCAGCACAAAAAGUCCACACAGUCGGUUUCGGUCACCGCUUCUCCCAACAAUGUAAACAAUGGACCGGCAGUGGGUGCUGCAAGUGGUCCGGCGGGCAAAACCAACUACAGCCACACUACAAAGACGUUCACCAACCAGCAGCAUUACCAGCAGCAACACUACCACACUCAAAACACAUACAACAACAAUAGCAACAGCAACAGCGGCGGAAGCAGCAGCAACAGCAGCGCGAGCAGCAGCAACAACCAGCCUCAGGUGCGCAACUAUGGCACCAUGAAGGUGCCCUCCUCGCCGGUGGCAAGCACAGCGCCAACGCUGGAGCGCAAGAACAGCCAACAGACAGCGGCGGCACCCGCAGCAGCAGCUGCUGCAGCUGCAGCACCCGUGGCAAUCGCAACAGCAACUACCUCAACGGCCAGCAUCACGGCUAACCCGAAUCAAUUUCAACCGGAGUCUGGCAACAGUGGUGCCUCGCCAGACGUAGCUGCCACGCAGCAACAGCAGCCUGCAGCACAGCAGCAUGCAGCACAAGCAGCAGCAGCCCCAAGCAAAUCGUAUAGCAGCUAUGCCUCCAAAAAGCAUCAGAGCUACGAGCCCGUAGUCCUGAGCUCCGUGGUGGCCACCAGCUCGUCAGCCAGCUCGUCGCAGCCCCAGCUGAAUCUUGCCCCACCUGCGCCGCCAGCCUCGCAGAGCAGCAGCGACAGUUCGCAGCUGUCGUGGGCCAGUCUGUUUGCCAGCAAAAAACCCGUGGCCAAGGUGGCACCAUACGAGGCCAGCAAAAUUGCCCAGCAGCAGCAGCCAUCCCAUCCCGUGCUCCAAUUGGCUCCUCCGCAGCCCGCUCAAGUGGCAGCUGCCGCACCAGUUGCUCAGCUGGCGUCGCCUCCUCAAAAUGUGCCCCUGCCCACGGCUCACCAGCAAUCACAGUUGCCAGCACCUGUGCCCGCGCCCACGGCUCCGCUGGUCACACCAGGAACACUCUCCUACUCGGCUGCAUCCGCUCAGGCCGUUCCUGCUCCCAGCCCCGCCUCGGCAUCCGUCAAACCACUGAAGGCGGAACCCGCGCGUCCGGUGCAGCAGCAACUGGAUGAGUGGACCAACAAGUACGCCGAGUACCUGACGCGCCACAAGACCAAUCUGGCGGCGAUCAGCCUGCGUCCGCGAGGACUGACCAACAGGUCAAACUACUGCUACAUCAACUCGAUCCUGCAGGCCCUGCUCGGCUGCUCGCCGUUCUACAACCUGCUGCGCUCCAUUCCCAAGCAGGCGGCUGUCCUGAGCGAGGUCAAAACGCCCACUGUGAACGCCAUGAUGUCUUUUAUGACCAACUUUUCAUCGCUGCCCAGCGGUCUCCGGCUGCGUCUGAACAACCUCAACAAGGGAGCCCAAAGCAAGGGCAAGGACGAGUUUGUGGGCUCCGAUUUGCAGUGCGACAUGGCCUUCGAACCCACAGAGAUCUACAAGCUGUGGAACGACAGCCGCGAGGAGCACGUGGAAGGUCGUCAGGAGGACGCCGAAGAAUUCUUGGGCUAUGUUCUUAACAAGCUGAACGACGAGAUGCUGGAGGUGAUUAAGCUAAUUGAUAAGCCCACACCCCAGCAAAAUGGCCAGGAACCCGCGGAACCAGAGGAUGGCGGCGAUGUUUGGCAGAUGAUUUGCAACAAUCGUAACAAGGGCAGUGUGACCCGCCAGACCGACUUCGGACGCACUCCCGUAAGCGAUAUUUUCCGGGGAGAACUGCGCUCCCGGCUGCAGCGUGAAGGAGAACACUCCACGGAUGUGAUUCAGCCUUUCUUUACGCUUCAACUGAACAUCGAAAAAGCUGCAUCUGUGAAGGAGGCACUGGAGAUUCUAGUGGGUCGCGAUCAGCUGGAGGGAGUCACAGGCAGCAAAACCAAACAGGAGGUGGUGGCCUGGCAGCAGAUGACGCUGGAGAAGCUGCCCGUCGUCCUGAUAUUGCAUUUAAAGUACUUCGACUACCGCUCUGAUGGGUGCACAAAGAUUUUGAAGAAGGUGGAGUUCCCCGUGGAACUAAAGAUCGAUGCCAAAAUCCUCGGCUCAAAGAAGACCUCGCAGAAGCAGCGCGCCUAUCGCCUGUUUGCGGUCGUCUAUCACGACGGCAAGGAGGCUUCGAAGGGCCACUACAUCACGGACGUGUUCCACACGGGCUACAGCAGCUGGCUGCGCUACGACGACAGCUCGGUGAAGCCGGUCAGCGAGAAGCACGUUCUCCAGCCGCACACGCCUCGUGUGCCCUACCUGCUGUACUACCGCCGCUCAGACACUUUGCCACCGCAGCAACAGCAAAACCAGCAGCAGAAUGGCGGAGGAUCGGGUGGGAUUGUGGGCAGCAGCUCCUCGUCAUCGAAUGCCGGGGAUAACAAGUGAAGAGGAACGACAACGGGGCGUUGUAAAAAUACAUCAGAACUUUAAGUGCUAGCGAUAUACUACAUAUAUUUUUGUGUCAGUGCGUGUGAGCGAGAAUGCGAGUUUGGUUUUAUAUGCAUAUACAUAUACAAAUUAACAAAUUAACAAUUAGAUAUAUUCGCGCGGUAUAUAUUUAAGCCCAAAGUCCAAAGCGCAUGACCGUGUGUUAGAGUACGAUUGUGUGAGAAAGAAAAUUAGCUCUAAGCUAGACUAGAAUUAAGUUAGAGUAGAGAAAUAGGCAGCAAAAGAAACUCGUUGGAACGAAAACUUUGUACAAAGAGAAACGAAAGAACUCUGUAAACUAAACAGCGAGUAAAUUAACAUAUAACUUAGUGCUAAAUUUACAAAAUCCUUCAGCGUAGCGAAGCCCCCAUAUAUCUGUGGCACAAAAGCUCUCCCAGAUGUUAGAAGUAGUGGAUGUUAGAAACGCCCUUACGGUCCCUUGAAAUUUUGGCGAUAUGUUAUGACAAACGCUUUGAGCUGUACAUAUACACAAAUAAUCAUAUAUUGUAGUUGAUCAGUUUCGCGGCAUGCACCAUGCAUUUAAACAAACCAACCCAGCAACAAUAUAUAUAUCGAAUGCUUUGAAUAUGCUUUAAAGAAAAAUAUACAUUUAGAACCAGGGUGUUUUCCACACAAAGAGUAAAUACAGGCAGUGGUGGUCAGAGCAAUGGCCGCAAGCAUCUCAGCGUCUGCAAGCCAAAUUGGAUUACUUUGGUUAUGGUCUCGAAGACCAAAUCAAAUAGUUUCUUCCUUUACUAACAAUUUUUGCUCAGGUAGAUGGAAGUUUGAACAUGAAAGUAACGAGCUGAACACAUUAUCUUCACGGCCACUUGCUAGACCACUACUGCACAUUGCAUUGCAUAUAGGCAGCAAAAUAAGUUAACAACGCGUUCAUUUUGUAAUUUAUUUUAUAUGUUGUUUAGUUUUAUACGUAAUCAGUAAUCAGUUAGGCAAGCAGAUUCAUAUAUACAUAUACGGAACUUGUUAUUCAUAGUUAGAGAAACUUUUUUGGGGAUUGUCCCCGGCUUAGAUGCGAUGUGUUUGCCUUCAUGAUAUUCGAGUUCUUAACUUUCUUUCCUCAGACCUAGAGCAUUUAGUUUUUCAUCAUGUUAGAGAAAUGUGUUGGGAUUGUAACGAAAGAUUUAAAAGGAAUUAAUAAUUAUUUGUAAUCGGGUACGAACUAAAGCUAAUCAACCAUACUAGUUAAUAGAUGUCUUACAAACGUAUACACCCAUAUAUAUUUUCUUAAGCUAUAUAAUCUAAACGCGUAUAUAUUAUUUAUAGAUAUCGUGCCAAUGUUAAAACAUCUAAAAAUUUCAAAAACCAAAAAAAAAGUUAAUUCGAGUAAUAAGA